CCGCCAGCACUACCCGUGUCGUACCCUUCAAACGACGUCACGUCCCGCAAACGCGACACGGAUUGGGUUUCCGGAGGCGAGAGGGUCGUCAUUGCAGUGAAAAUAGUGAUAAACACUGGAGACAGAAGGAGUUUCUUUCUAAACAGACACUGCUGCUAUUUACAUCAGACGGGAUUAUUAUUUAUUCUAAGGUGACAGUUAAACCCAAAGAUGAAUUUUGAGCAGCCCCCUCCGUACCCUGGCAGCGGCCCAACUGCUCCAGGCUACCCGGCCCAGGGCCCACCUCCACAAGGCUACCCGCCUCAGGGUUAUCCUCAACAGGGAUACCCUGUGAACAUGGAGCAGCCCAAUCCUGCAUACCCUAACUACCCUGCUGGACCAGUGGGCCCCGGAGGUCCUUAUCCCGGCCAAGGACAGCCUCCUUAUCAUGGAUACCCUGGACAACCACAGUUUGGCUGGCAGGGGGGACCUGCUCCUGGACCUAUGUAUGGGGAGGCUCCCAAAAACACAGUGUACGUGGUGGAAGACAGGAGAAGAGACGACACAGGAGACACAUGCCUAACAGCCUGCUGGACAGCUCUGUGUUGCUGCUGUCUCUGGGACAUGCUGACAUAACGCUCUUCACCAACUGGUCCCAUCCAUUACUUCCUUGCCCCCAUUUCUGUGCCUUGAACCCCAUCACCCUUUCCCCCUAUCUGCCUUUAACCUUGCACUCCCUCCAAACUACCCCUCCAUUUCUUCCACAUGUCUUUUGCUCGUCUAUAAAUAAAACCCUCAAUCCCAUAUGGAAGUCUCUUCCCAGGGCCACCCACUCUACCUUGAUGUGAAACCCUCAGCACUGACUGACUGACUGACCCUGUCCAGGGGCUACUCUGUAGCAGCUUGUAACUGAGCUUCUAAACAUAACCUGCAUCUCAGGCUCUAAUCACACACCUACACACAACAGGCAGCACACAAACAGACAAGGUACAGUAGAUACACAAAAACACAUACACACACAUACAGUAUACUUGGAUCUCAGGCUCAUCUAGUUGUGAUGCUCUUUGGCACUUUAUGAUGAUUACCUCUGUAAGAUACUACUCCUGCCUGCCCUUCCAACCACCUCCAACCCUCCCUAAAACCCUUCAGCUAUGCUACUUACCCUGCCCAAGGACUACCCGUUAUCCCGGAACCCAGGUAUCCCAAAGGCCACUAAAACCACUUGCUACUAAUGAGCCAGAGGGUGCUCUUAAGAAGCUCAUGCUUGAAACAUACCCCCAUCGUUUGCACACAAGCUGUUUUUGCCGACGUACGUCUUCAGGUGGAAUCACAUGACAAUAAAUGGAAUGCAUUUUUAAAGAUGA
This is a messenger RNA of Xiphias gladius (swordfish), 1343 nucleotides long. RefSeq names its product cysteine-rich and transmembrane domain-containing protein 1. The transcript has 3 exons. The coding region runs from base 211 to 615 and encodes 134 amino acids. The record is from RefSeq and is a predicted model, not a curated record. NCBI's taxonomy places the organism in Eukaryota, Metazoa, Chordata, Actinopteri, Istiophoriformes, Xiphiidae. Gene Ontology annotation, cellular component: extracellular exosome.